UCACACACAUUUGUAUGACCCAACGAGAGAGACCAUUUUGUUUGGCUUACAUCUCCAUCGCCUCCACUACGACAUGUACGUGUAUGGACUGUUACUGCUUGGACUUGUGGUGUCAGCACAAUGCUUUUGUUUUAUAGACAAGGUUUACACAGACGUGUCAAAAUAUGGAUCAGUCUCAAAGUAUUGCAUGUACAAAGGAUUGAAGAUGCAGGUUGGAUCUCAUAUCAAGACAACCGACUGUAUUGAAUGCACCUGCAAUGACACGGCUCUGAACUGCUGUGGAUUCGGCAUCAAGGCUGGUACUUUCGGUCCGCCAACGGGAUGUAUGGUCGUCGCUGAUGGAUGCAAGGUGUUGCUGGUGAAAGCUGACGAUGACACCAAAGACUGCCUCUCUGGAGAUUCUCUCAUUAAACCGUAGAACUAUUA
Molecule: messenger RNA, 426 nt
Organism: Haliotis rubra (blacklip abalone)
Lineage: Eukaryota; Metazoa; Mollusca; Gastropoda; Lepetellida; Haliotidae
Product: beta-microseminoprotein-like
Exons: 3
Coding region: 74-418 (114 amino acids)
Source: RefSeq, a predicted model, not a curated record